GAUCCACUGCACGAUGGACGGCCUCCUGCUCGAGACCGAGGGCGUCAUCAAGGACAUGGUGGCGUCGGCCAAGCGCCUCGACUGCAUGAUCCAGGCGCUAAACAGCGCCGAGCACGCGCUCGACGACGCUGUCGAUUUGCACCCCAAGGAAGACGUUGUGCUGCCUGCAGUGGCUCCCACGGACGACGCGGCGGCCUUCUUCGAGGCCAUGGACGCUGCACUGCAGCAACACGCCGACGGCCUGCGCUUCCCGGUCGCGCCACUGUCCGCGCCAUCGGCAACGACCGACGCCGUCAGCGACAAGGUCGUGUACCGAAUCAACGACACGCCACUGCCCAAGACGUCGACGACGCUCUUCCUCGAGAAGGUCUCUGCUCUGCUCCAUGCCGUUGAUUGCACGCUGUCGCCGACGACGGUAACGAUCCUUGUCUCGCGUCUCGUCGCCCUGGGGCACGACCUCGAAGCGUACUGCGCGCUCGGUGGCGCCACAUGCUUUCCGACGUCGCUGCCCGGCAUCGUGUGGCGAACGGGCCUCCUUAUUGCACGCGUGCGCGCAGAGGUGUCGCUGGCCAACCACGUGUGGGGCUUUCGUCUCCGCGUCUCUGUCGAAGGCAUCUUGCGUGCGCGCAUUGGCGCCGCACAAGGUCCUGCGAUUCCUGUCUACUUGGAAUGCGACCUCGUGAAUCCGCAGCAGCCCGAUGCUGGGCUGCACAACCUCUUCGUGACGCUACCGUACGCCAAGCCCGCGCCGCCACAAGUGCAGACGACAGCGUCCUCUCUGCGCAGCGUUAUUGCGAACCAACGCGCGACGCCCGACACGGUCACCGUGACGUGGCAGCCCGACGUGGCCGAUGCGAGCUCCCGUGUGCAGCUUCUGUUUGAUGCGACCCCGCUGCUUCGCGCCCGCAUCGUCGAGUCCGCGUGCAGUCAUGUCCACGCGCUCUUUAGGAGCGACGUGGGUCUUCUCUAUUCGAUGGGGAAAGGCGUCGACGGCGCGCUUGGACACGGGUCGUUCGCCGAUUUGCACCAUCCCGCGCCGAUCGAGAGCUUCUUCGAGCAGCCCGAGGCGAUGGUGUUGGUUGCGCGCAUCGCCGCCGCCAGCGACCCGGCGGCCGCGCACGCAGCCCACUCGUUGGCGGUGACGACGACCGGCGCUGUCUAUUCGUGGGGCGCCCGCACGGCCUCCGGGACGCUCAGCAAGCAAGGGCACCGCAGCGACCUGCCGACACGCAUCGCGUCCCUCGACGUGGCUUGUACGCGUGUGGCGGCCGGUGCUGGCUUUAGCCUCGCGCUGACCGAGACGGGGCAAGUGUUUUCGUGGGGGAAAUGGCUCCAUGGCCGUCUCGGGCUCGGCCCGACGCCGCCUGCACUCGGACGAAAGACGCUUGCCAACAAACCCAUUUUCCAGCAGUAUCAACUGUCGCCUUGUCGCGUCACCGACUUGGCCGACGUUGUCGUCACCGAGAUUGCGUGCGGUCAAGCCCACGCGAUGGCCAUUGCGAGCAACGGACAGCUCUACGCGUGGGGGCGGAAUGUGCACGGCCAACUCGGGCUCGGGCACUGCCACGACCAGUGUGUGCCGCAGUCCGUCGCCAUUUCGACCGAGACGUCGUCGCUCGGCGGCGCGACGUUGGGUGUCACAGCGAUCGCGUGCGGCGACAUGCUCUCGAUCGCCGUCGACGGCCACGGACACGUGUGGACAUGGGGCGCUGGCACGUGUGGCCACCGUCUCCCGUCCCUCGUGAUGGAAAAUGGUCUUCGGUCAGACCUCGUGGCGUGGCCGUGGCUAUAUCCCCAGCAGACGCUCCAGCUGCCGCCGACUAUUGUGGACGUGGCCGCGGGUGAUCGGCACUACCACGCGCGUACGCACACGGGCGACGUCUACACCUGGCAGUUUGCGUCGGCGGUGCCAAAACUCGAAGCCAAGUGGGGCACGAUCGAAGCCAUCGCAUGCGGUGGCAGCGGGUCGGUGCUUCUCUCGGGCCUCUCGUUCGUCGCCCAAGACAUGGCGCGUCUCUGGCUCCAGUGCAAGACGAUGGACGACGCCGGCGACGUCGUUUUGCUCGUGUCCGGUCGGCGCAUCGCGGCCCACCAGCUCGUGCUCGCGACGCGCUGCGAGGUGCUGCGCGCACGACUGGUCGACGAACGCCAAGCGCGCGAAGCCACGAACCAUCGCAUGGAGCUCGUCCUCUACGAUUUGCGGCACGACGUGUGCCUCCUCGUGCUCGAGUACCUCUACACGGACGCUCUUUUGACGCGCCUCGACCCGGCGUCCUCCCUCCCAAGGGACUUGCUCGCUGCUGCGAGAAUACUACAGCUGCCGCAUCUCGCGAGCCUCUGUCAGCCGUACGUGGUGGAGAUGGCGCCGUGCAUUGCUGUGAGCUCGUACGCGACCGACUUUGUCGGGGCUCUCGGUAGUUUUGUGUGGUCCGACGUCGUCCUGGUCGCUGACGGCGAGCGCAUUUACGCCCACAAGUGUAUCUUGGCGGCGCGAAGCGAUUACUUUCGAGGGCUCUUGACGUCGUCCUUGCGCGACGCGAACCUUGCCGAGCUGUCCGUGGACAUGCGCUUCCCAACCUUACGCCGGGUCCUCGAGUUUGUCUACUCGGGCAUUGUACCGCCGGACGCAUCCGACGAUGUUAUUUUGGACGACCUCGUUGCCGCCGACCGCCUUGGCAUCGCCCGACUCAAAGCGCUCUCCGAGGCGCGGCUCGUCGUGACGCUUGAAAACUGCAUUGAUGUGCUCGUCACCGCUGAUAUGGUGACCGCACCCGUCCUCCGCGAGGCAGCGGUGAUCUUUGUCUUGGAGAACCUCCGCGUGCUUGCGGGCGCGCCGUCGUUUCUGCAGCUGGUGCAAGACUAUCCCGCCUUGAUGGACGAGAUCAUCCACCAUCCGUCGCGCACCACCGAGCGCUGGGCGUGGCGGGAGUACGAAGGGCUCGUCACGCGCGAGAGUGCCGAGAAGGGCAGCGAGUGGAGUGACGACGCCGAGUUUCCGUUGUUACCGCUUGUCUUUUGGCGGCCGUGGCGCUCGCGGUGCGCGACGUUCGAAGAUUGUGCGACCGUUCGCACUCGUGAGAGCAAGAUGCGAGCCACGUCCAAGGCGCUCAUCAGCAGGACGCGCAAGGCCAUGGUCGCACCGGGCGACGUGGUGGCGCAGCAGCAAAAGAUCCUCGAAGAGGUCGAGAUCUUUGCCGCGGUCAAGAGCAACAACAUCUCGCGGGCGCUCGCGCAGUUGCGCGCGUGCCCUGACGACUACCACCGCCGCGACACGGUCGGCGCGACGCCGCUGCACAUUGCGUUUCUGUACCAGCACGUCGAGCUCGGCCAAACGCUCGUGCUGGCCGACCUGCCGCGCGCGACCGCCGUGUACGAAGGCAGCUCGGUGAACGACCCGUCUCCGUACCAAGGCGAAAACAUCUUGCACAUUGCGAUCGUCCAGCGCAACCUUGCUCUCAUCAAGUGGCUCGCGACCACCGUGCCCGACCUUCUGGACGCCGAGACAACCGGGGAUUUCUUCGCCCCGAGCAAGCCGUGCUAUUUCGGCGGCACGCCCUUGCUCUUCGCGCUUGCGUCGCGGCAGCUCGUCGCAGCCACGUGCAUCCUCGAGGUUGCCCAUGCCCAGCCGCAGGACUCGAAAGCGCACAAAACGACCAUUUUUAUGGCCGAUUCGUACGGCAACAACGCCCUCCACCUCGCAGUCGUCCACAACGCGCCAGACGUGUUUGACUUCGCGAUCGCGCGCGCGAUUCGCCGCUUGUGGCCGCCGGACGACGCGCAUUUGCCGUCGCUCGCAGCCUUUCUCAAGACAGCGCAAGGCGACAUUGCCGAUGUCUUUGUCCGGUUCCUACGCCGCCCAAACCACGAAGGGCUGACGCCGCUGGCGCUGGCCGCAGCGCUCGGUCGGCGAGAGAUGUUUGAGCACAUGCUCCGUGCAACGACGACGAUCGCGUGGGUUUACGGACCCGUCACGGCCAAGAUGCUGCCGCUCCAGGAGCUCGAGGAAAAAUGCUACACGCAGAGCCGCAUCAAGACGGCGCUCGAGUGUCUCUGCUCGUCGGCCGACCUCACGGCAUGCAUGCCACCCCACUUGCGCCACAAAAUACUCCACGCCCGCCUCAACAUGCUGGGGAUUUACGAAGUCAAGACGCUCCUCGACAAGAAAUGGAAGUUUGUCGGGUGCCCCAUGUUUUUUGGGCGUGUGCGCGCCACCGUGACGGCGGCCAUGGCCCAGAAUGGUGCCCAGACAGUCUGCCAUAUUAUCUUGGAAUUGGGUGUCGUGCUCGUCGCGCUCUACGAGUUUGCCAUUGAGAUCCGACGCCUCGCGGGGGGCAUUCAAGACUACCUCAACGAAACCGGCGCUGCCAAGCUCGACAACAUCCUCUGUUUAACGUUUGGCAUUGCCAUUACGUGCGCCGUCGUUUGCCGCGUCGCGGGUGCUUUUGAAAUCGAAGACCUCUUUGUCGGGUUCGCGUGCCUCAACCAAUUCCUCUACAUGUUCUUCUUCAUGAUGGGCUUUCGGUGCACGGGGCCGUUUGUCGUGAUGCUCUUGCGCAUGCUCACACAGGACUUUUUCCGGUUCGCAGCCGUGUACGUGUGGAUUCUGCUCGGUGUGAGCAUGAAUCUCUACGUGAUCCUCGACGACCGCAACGGCUUUGCGCAUCUCGUGACGCGCACCAAGUCAUUACUUCUCGCGGCGUUUUGCAACACGUUCGACUACGCAGUGUACGAAGCCUCGGACCUCUCAUUCGUCGCGCAGUGCCUCAUUGUCACGUACCUCGUCGUUGUCGUCAUCGUGCUCCUCAACCUGCUCAUCGCCAUGAUGGGCAACACGUACGACAAUAUUCUCAAAGCCUCGGAGCAGCGCUGGUACGCCGAGCGCGUCAACAUCAUGUGCAGCAUGGAGCAAACACUGAACGCGCGCCAACCGGCGCCCGUGCGGCCACGUCGCCAAAGCCUCGUUCAGAUGCUAGCCGAGCUCAAGCAACCCAAACACGCGAUGGACACGUCGGACGGCGAGCGGUUCCUUCAAGUGGAGCUUGUCUGCAACGACAAAUGGCUCGAGGACGACCCGACGCCGGCAUCGGUCCUCGCUGACCCGUCCCAAGUCAAGUUACCGCCGAUUCUCGACAACGACGGUGAUGACGAGCCGCACCGUACCAUGACGGCGCCAACGGAGGCUGAAGACCAGAGCGUUACCGUUGCAAAGAUGCUCGACGCGCUCGAGGUCAGCGUGAACGAGCUAGUGCAGGAGCCGGCGAAGCGAGCCCAGUUGGCGCCGCUCACGCCUCGUCGUCAGGCACAGAUCGACCAUAUUCAAGGCGCCCUUGCCGACCUCCGCACCAUGCUACAGACAAAACCGGAUGCCAACACAUAG
Messenger RNA from Saprolegnia parasitica CBS 223.65, 5377 nucleotides. RefSeq lists its product as hypothetical. Gene Ontology annotation, cellular component: membrane. Gene Ontology annotation, biological process: calcium ion import across plasma membrane. The record is from RefSeq and is a predicted model, not a curated record. The transcript has 33 exons. NCBI's taxonomy places the organism in Eukaryota, Oomycota, Saprolegniomycetes, Saprolegniales, Saprolegniaceae. Bases 14 to 5377 code for a protein of 1787 amino acids. Gene Ontology annotation, molecular function: monoatomic ion channel activity; protein binding.